CGGCUGUGCUUGUCGGCAGAUUAACAAAACGUGAAACAGGCGGCCUACUAGAGGUAACUAGCAAGGUGCUGUGCUCGCCGGCAGAUCAACAAAACGUGAAACAGACGGCCCACUGGAGGCAACUAGCAAGGUGGAGGUGCUGUGCUUGCCGGCAGACCAACAAAACAUGAAGCAGGCGGCCCACUGGAGUAAACUAGCAAGUGUUCACCUGCAGAGGUGACCGUGACCCGCCGCGCGCCCCGCCGCCACAGCCUCGCCGUCCAUCUUUGUGGUGGUUGUUGUGUGGCGCGUCACAUCCACGCCGCCUCGCACACUGGCCUGUCACUGCUACACCUGCUUCCACACCUGCCACCGCGGCGCCCACACACCUGCCCAGCACCGAGCAAUGGAGCGCCGAGGCACGGGCCCCGCGAGGACACCCAGCAGAGGAAAAUAGUGCCAGCCUCCGGAACUUGGUGAUAAUGGCUGCAGAGCAGUAAGAAGCAUGUCAGUCUUUGUGGCUGGGGUGGAGUCGGACACUGCCCCUCAGACACGCUGCAGGAAGAAGUAUGAGACAAAGUAUAGUGCCAAAUAUGAGGAUGAAUACCAGUGGGUUAGUCCGUCCGCCAAGGGGGAGACGUACGCCCUGUGUCGCUGGUGCAUGGUGGACAUUUGUAUUAAGUCUGUUGGCGCCAAGGGCCUGCGGGACCAUGAGAUAACAGGACGCCACAAACAGAAAGCCAGCGACCAGCCUUCACUACCCCACCUUCCAACACCAACACCUCCACCACAGCCUCCACCACCACCACAGGCACCCCCAUCCUCAGCAACACCACAUCUUACAAAUGCCGUGUAUCCCGUGUUGGAGGUGGAGGGUGUGGUGGAGCAACACAGCGAAGUGCUCCCAGGCUCACCUCGCCCCCUGACACCUCAGACUCCUAACACUCCUCUCAGCCCUCAAGGCCAAGGGGAGGAGUUGACAGACCCACAGCCUGAGCUGCUGGGUUUUGGUGCCCAGCUGCCAACCUCCACAUCACAUGACUUGAUUGCUUCUGGGGUACCUGACUCAUCACAGCCAAAGGUGGUGGAGUCUUUGGUCAUAGAGUACGAUAACCCAGGUGUGUGUGAGGUGCCUGCACCUUUGCCAGCCAAGAACUCAUCUGCCACAAUAAAGAGGGAAGUGGAAGAAAAGUAUACGGUGAGCACAGAUGACUUGACAUGUAAUCUCUGCGGCCAAGAGUAUGAACAGUGGACACAGCUGAAAAAACAUUUGCUGGACCACAUUUUGAUUGCUCAGAAUUCUGCUGAAGGGAAGUCAAAGGCAUGUGGUCGUGGCAGAGGCAGAUCAGCCGGCAGCAGGGUGCUGGGGCGGCCGACACGCAGUGCUCAGCAGGCUGCAGUAGACCACCAGAGGCAGGAUAUCAUUACAAGUAAAAGAAACAUGUCGGUAAAAGCACCAAAGAGACGAGGCAGACCACGAGGCAGCAAAGCAAGAGGCUGUGUGCCCGUGGCAGCAGCUGCCCUCCGCGCAGCACCCUCACCAACCAAGAGGAGUGUGCGGCAACGACUGGAGCCUGAAGCUGAUAGUCUUCAAGAGGCUUCUGUAGAUGACCCUGCCACUGUUGAAGAGGAAGCAUGUGAUGACCCUGACCCAAGCUCUCAUAUCAUGAAGGAAAUGCAGCAAGAGAUGGAUGAGAGUGGAGCAAGCGAUGAAGAAAACAGUGAGGCUGGAGACACUGAUGGCCAGGCGGAGGAGUCUGGAAAAAGAAAGCCUGGGCCACUACAGUGUCGUGUAUGUCGCGUUGUCUUCUACAACAGGACUGAGCUGAGAGAACACCAGCGCUCUGAACACAACAAUGGGCGGCCAUAUCAGUGUGACCACUGCCAGAAGUUCUUCACUACUAAAAACCACAUGGAGGUCCACAUCCGCCACAAACACACCUUUGGUCCCAACCCUUGUCAGUGUGCCAUGUGUGGCAAGGUACUCUCCUCCAGGACAAACCUGAGAAUACAUAUGAGAAUACACAAAGGAGAGCGGCCUUUUGAAUGUCCAGUAUGCAAAAAGGCCUUCAGUCGCAAGGCCAAUAUGGAAAUGCAUCUUGUUUACCACACAGGGGAAAGACGGUUCACAUGUGAAGUCUGUGGCCAGUCUUUCUUUGCUAUCAAUGCCCUCAAGAGGCACACCAAGUUACACACAGGUGAAAGGGAUUAUGCAUGUGAGGUUUGUGGUGCAACCUAUGUGACGGGGACUGACCUGCGUCGGCACCGCCUCAAGCACAGCGAAGUGAAGCCUUACCCGUGCCACCUCUGUGAGAAGCAGUUCACACGGUCCCAUGACCUCAAGGUUCACCUGCGGUACCACAACAAGGAGCUACGCUACACGUGUGAUGUCUGCAACAAGCAGUUUGUGGAGUCCGGGAACUACAAACGUCACAUGCGGCGACACACUGGGGAGAGACCAUACACCUGUGUUGUUUGUCUACUCACCUUCUCACAGGUUCAUCACAUGAAGACUCACAUGAGAACAAGUCAUACUGAAGAAUCUGGUGCAGUAGAGGAAGGUCCUCAAGGAGCCAGCAGUGGGCGAGGAAGACCCCUUCCUCACCGCAACCCCAGACUACCCCUCAGAAGAACACCCAAACCCACUCAGAUGCAUCAGGCACCAGUUCCUCCUUCACAUAGUCACCCACAUUCUCACCCACACCUGGCACCUCACUCCCAUGCUGUAGGGAAUGCCAACAGUGUUGUAACACACUCAGGCCAAUCUGUUUCACCCCCCAUGGCUCACUCAGGGACUGUUUCAGGAACAGUAGCACCUCCUCACUCCACCCAGAUUUCCUCCUCGGGCGGAGCUCAUCAUCCAACAGCGGUGUCUGGGUUUCUGCACGGUUACAACUCGCAUAUAUACAAUCAUGGCGUCAUGCCACAUUACCCUUCCUUAUUUGAUAUGUGUCAACCUCAAAAUGGAGUCAAUCAUCUUCCCAUGCAUUAAGUGUUUAAUUUAAUUAAAGUAUUUAUAAUGAUAGAAAUAAUGCAUAGGAUAUUAAGUGAGCAUAAUUUAAAUUUCAAUCACUAAACCAUAAGCCUACAAAUCAUGUGUGCAGGUGUGUAUAUAAAAAUAUAAAUGUAAACUACAUGUAUACCUUGAUUUGGUAUUAAAAUUUUAGCUCAUGG
Molecule: messenger RNA, 3153 nt
Organism: Eriocheir sinensis (Chinese mitten crab)
Lineage: Eukaryota; Metazoa; Arthropoda; Malacostraca; Decapoda; Varunidae
Product: GDNF-inducible zinc finger protein 1-like
Exons: 16
Coding region: 485-2971 (828 amino acids)
Biological process (GO): regulation of cytokine production; negative regulation of transcription by RNA polymerase II; regulation of immune system process
Source: RefSeq, a predicted model, not a curated record